AUGGACCAAAACUUUAACAUUUUUAAUGUUGAAAAAAAGUUUUUACAACAACUCUUCUUAUUUCUACAGGCGACGAAAGCGUUUCUAGACGCGCUAAGUGAAACUGGUGCGACGUGCAUUUCGCGGGCGACCGCGAUCAAGUUUCUGCUCGCGCGGAAGUUUGACGUUGCGCGUGCGCACACUCUGUGGCGGCAGCAUGAGGCUACUCGGCGCAGGGAGGGCCUCAUCAAAUUCGAACCUUUCGAAGAUCCUUUGAAAAGUGAACUGGAGACAGGCAAAUUUACUAUAUUGCCUACACGAGAUGCGACGGGGGCGGCGAUUGCGGUAUUCACUGCUAAUAAGCAUUUUCCCACGCAAACCACACAUCAAACAACCCUACAGGGCGUAGUGUAUCAAUUAGACGUGGCGCUUCAGUCGGUAGACACGCAACGCGCGGGCCUCGUGUUCAUCUAUGAUAUGACGGACUCGAAGUACACCAACUUCGACUAUGAGCUGUCACAGAAGAUUCUUACAAUGCUCAAGAACGAUAUCAAGGAAAUAGGCGAUGUAGAGGGAGAUGUGGAGAAGCUUAUGGAGUUUUAUGAGGGCCUGCCUUAUAUGUCAUACUCUGAUUGCACUGUCCACUUUGCUUAUAAGGGAGGUUACCCGGCCAAAUUAAAGAAGGUGUUAAUAGUGACGGCUCCAUUGUGGUUUAAGGCGCCAUUCCGAAUUUUACGCUUGUUUGUGCGGGAAAAAUUACGUGAGCGCGUGCAUACAGUAAGCGCCCCACAGCUCGGAGUACAUAUUCCACGUGCUAGCUUGCCUCGGCAGCUUGGUGGGCAGCUGGAACCAGACCACGCUGCGUGGUUGGAGCAUUGCCGAAACUGCUACACGAAUAAUCUGAACACAAAGUUGGACGGUGUUAUAGACGACUAUGUAAUAAGCAAUCACAUACCACCGGUCAAAACGCAAAAUGGUAUAAUAGAUGCGGAGGAGCCGUGUGACAUGAGCAGUGAGCGCCUCGACAACGGUUCUGACAUCAUGCAUAUAAGCGGCGACCCGCCCUACACGUGCGACCCCAGCCCGCUUAGACACACACACGGCUAUAAUGGCGACAUGAAGGCCGCGCACAUACAUUCGGACGAGGAUGACUUAGAUUUAAUAACCCGCGGCACGUGGUCGUCGGGCGAGGCGUCGCCGGGGCUGUCGGACGAGGAGUGCGGCGGCGGCGGCGCGGGCGAGACGCCGGCCGCGCUGCUGGCGCGCGUGCGCGCGCUCGGCCGCCGCGGCCUCGUCGCCGAGUACGAGGAGAUCCGCGCGCGCCCGCCCAACGGCACCUUCCAUCAUGCCAAGUUGCCGAGCAACCUCGCAAAGAACAGAUACACGGACGUGCUGUGCUACGACCACUCGCGCGUGCCGCUGUCGCUGCGCGACGACGACCCCGCCUCCGACUACAUCAACGCGAACUACGUGGACGGGUACAAGCAGCGGAAUGCGUUCAUAUGCACGCAAGGUCCACUGCCGAAAACGUUCGGCGACUUCUGGCGCAUGGUGUGGGAGCAGAACAGCCUGGUGAUAGUGAUGACGACGCGCACGGUGGAGCGCGGCCGCGUGAAGUGCGGGCAGUACUGGCCGGCGCCGGGCGCGCGCGCCGAGCACGCCGGCCUCGCCGUGCUCAACGAGGCGCACGACCAGCACGACGACUACGUCGUGUCGCACCUCCUGCUCACCGACCUCCGGACGGAGCAGCGGCGGCGCGUGUGGCACGGCCAGUACACGCGCUGGCCGGACUACGGCGUGCCGGGCGGCGGCCGCGCCGCGCCCGUGCUGCGCUUCCUGGAGCUCGUGCGCCGCGCGCAGCAGCGCGCCAGGCACGAAUUAGGCGAUGCGUGGGCGGGCCACAGCAGAGGCCCCCCCAUCGUGGUCCACUGCUCCGCUGGCAUUGGAAGAACAGGCACGUUCCUGACGCUGGACACGUGCACGUCGCGGCUGGCGGCGGAGGGCGUGGCGGACGUGCGCGGCGCGGUGGAGCGCAUCCGCCAGCAGCGCGCGCACUCCAUACAGAUGCCCGACCAGUACGUCUUCUGCCAUCUGGCGCUGCUCGAGUACGCGGUAAUGCACGGCUACUUAGAAUCGGCGGACCUCACCGGCUUCGACGAGGACAACGAAGAGGAGUCAGAA
Brenthis ino (lesser marbled fritillary) is the source of this 2160-nucleotide messenger RNA. NCBI's taxonomy places the organism in Eukaryota, Metazoa, Arthropoda, Insecta, Lepidoptera, Nymphalidae. The record is from the annotation of a GenBank genome assembly.